GAGGGAGGGGAGAAAGAGAGAGAGAGAGAGGCACAGGCUGCUGCUGCUGCGAGAGAAGCCCGGCGGUUGCGCGCUGCUGCUGCUGCUGCUGCGAAGUGUUUUGCAGCCUUGGGGGGACGCGCGCGCGCACACUCUCCCGGGCUGGCGCUCGAGCGCACAGGGCUCUCUCUUCCUUUGCAAACUUUCGCCUUGCCAUCACCGCGCGCGCCAGGAUUUCUUUCCUGCUCCGCUCCGCCGCCGCCGCCGCCGCAGCAACCUUGAACUUUGGCAACGGGGUUUGACAGUACCGUGGUGUAUCAACCCCCGCGCCGCGACAGCUUCUCCAAGAGCGAUUGCAGAUCCGGGAAAGAAAGAAGUGGGGGGUGGUAGUAUUAGUAAGUGGUGGUGGUGCAAAAGGCAGCGCGAGCGAGGGAAGGGAAAAGUCUCGCCAACCCCCCCCCUCCUUAACUCCUGCUGCAUUCCAUCCAUCCAGCCCCCCCCCCACCAUCCGGUUUCUCCCCCCCCCCCCGCAGCCCCAAUCCACCAGCAGCAACUGCAGCAGCAACAGCACCAAGACGGAGUCUCCGAGAACAAGAGGGUUAAAAAGUGUAGAUUGGAUUUCACCCCGGGAAAUCCAGCGCUCGGAGUGAACUUGAAUCUCUUUGGCUAUUUAAGGAGGACUGGGGUUUGUCGGGAACUCGCGGCGCUCCGCGGUCGCUCCUUCUGAUUCCUUCUGAUUCCGAUUUCGCCCGAUGACUGUAACAUGAACAGAUGAGACCGUUGCGCUUUUGAUACUUUUUCUCUCCGCAGAAGUGCAUUCUCAGAGCGAAGUCAUGAUGUAUUCUCCCAUCUGUCUCACUCAGGUAGAUAUUUGUCGCCUUUUCUUACCAAUCCAAAAACAAACAAAAAAACACCACGAAACUUGCUCUCGGCAAGCGGGUGGGUUUGUAAGAGUUGCAAACUGUUCGAGCCACUCGGACUUUAUUUUUUUUGGGGGGGGGGGAGAACCUCAACUGUAUUGCAUGUGUUUUGUUAAGUUGUGUAAAUCUUAACUCUUCGAGGUGUGUGCGGGAAGGACGCGGGGCGGAAGAAGGAAUGCAACAUUUUAUUUUAUUUAAAUACCGGUGAUGUUGCUAAAUAUUGUUAAAUUGUUUCUGGAGGAAAUAAAUCCCAGUGGUUAUAUAUUAGAAAUGUAUAUAAUGAAAAUGUAGGUAUGAAUCGUAUUGAUCUAGACCAGAAAAUGCUAUUGCUGCUACCAUCGUUUUAGCUCUUCUGUUUAGGUAUCUGAGUGACAAAAGGCGAAAGUGUUCCAUUAUUUUUAAUUAAGCAUUGACAGUAGAAACAUAAUAUGAUCCCAUGCUGAAUUUUAUCAUAUACUGCAUAGCCUUUCCAGUAAUGUGAGGUUCGUUUGAAAAGAAAAGAAAAGAAAAGGUCUCUGAGCAGUAGAAGUUCUCAUUUGGCUAUCCAGUACAUUUUUCCUGCUUUACUUCGGUUUUUGUAACUUUAUAAAGUCGACGUCCAAGGUCAAAAACAAAAUUAAACUUUUGCUGUCACUUUUGGCCUGCAGGCUUGCGUAUUCUUUUGGACGUUAGAAAGAGUUAUUUUAUGUACUGCAUAUAAAUUCUAGUACUUGGUAGAGCAUUUGGACAAAGAAUGUUACAAAAAGAUUUAACUGCAAAUAGCUUUGAUGCAAAGAAGGUAUUUAUAGUUUUAACAUAUGGCGAGUCUUUUGUGAUGAUUGGCAGGAUAAAAGCUUCAGAAUAAAUAAAUAAAAGAAACGGAUUGCAGAUUCUGAUCCAAUAUAAAUUGCAGCAUAGCGCCAUGUGAGAUGUUAAGGGUCUAUAGCGUGUAACAUUAGUAACAUUUAUCGUUAAGUGGUCAGGGUAUAUUUCAGGUAAAAUGUGAAUCUCUAGGUCAGUUCUAAACAGUUCUAGUUAAAAUCUAAGCAGGGUGCAAUUUGAAUGGUUUAAUCUGCAAUUAUAUGACUAAUAGGUGUGGAAAGAACGAAGGCUCCGAGUUGUUUAAUAUUUCUGUGGCAUACAUUGCGAUAUAGUUAAAUAAUUAAGAUUUCAUUUGACAAUUAGAAGCCAUUGUGGUUCCAAAGGACUGAGGCAUUCACAGCAUUGUGAAUGAAGAUUUAAACAAUGAUAAGGCUUAUUCAGUGAUUGGAUACAGUCAUGUAGCUUUUUGGCUGACACGUUUUUUAUUGUUUAUAUUUUGUUUGGCAUCAAAGUGUGAUUAACUUGGGGAUCUUUUCAGCAAGUGAACGUAAACUUCAUUGGUGCAAAACAGGUGGGAAAAGGUGUUGCAAGAUAUUUGAAACAUGUAAAAAAAAAGAAGUCAAUAUCCCAGCAUAUAGGUAUCUUGUAAUAGAUUUAGACAUACAGCAUUACCAUAUUUUUUUCAUUCACUAGGUACUCUGCUGCUUGCAAAAUUUGAUACUUCCACCUCCAUAUUGGGAACAUUUGCAUAGAAAUAAGUUUGGCUAGUUUAAGUGGAAUUUGCUUACAGAUACAUGAAUGCUGCCUUGAUUUCAUUAUCUGCUACUCUGUGCUGAUACAAGAUAUGUAUCAUAAUUUACCUUCAAAGUUGAAACUUUAAAAGGCACCUCCAGUUGUUAUGUGUAUGUUAUGGUCUGUUGUUAUUUCCUGCCUAUUUGCCUCCUUUCCUGUGCGUUUUUUUUAAAAAAAACAAUAUUUUCACAAAAGCUCUUGAGUGAGUUCUAUCAGUUGUUUGCCAUAUGUAUGGUUAAAUAUCACUUUUGGUUUAUGCAAGAUAAGUAGUUUGUUCAGGUUCAGUUUGUAUACAACUCACUGCUCCAAACAGUUUCAUGACAAACCUAGCGGCACAUAAUUUUAAUACUACUUGAGUGGUUUUUAGACGUACCUCCAAGUUUUGAAAUGAAGUUUUGUACGUCCAGCGUUUUUCUAAGUCCUAUUUGCUCUGUCAAUUUGCACGUCACUCAUUUCUGAAUACUGAAUGGCAUAUUGCUGUGCUGUAUAUACAUUUGUGGGAGAAAAAAAAUCUAGCAAAAUUAAACCCCAAAGCUGCCGUUCUCCCCACACUUGCACAGCAAUUGAUGUUUGUUGUGGCUGUAGUCCUGACGGUGCUUUAUAAAAUAUCUGUGCACAGAAAUCUUAGGAGACAUUGGAGUAAAAAGAAUUCAGUACACCUGACUUUUCCUCUUUUUCUUUGAAGUGGAAAUGUUACUGUAUUUUAAGAUUGUGAUCCGAAGCACACUAACUUGGGAUCACACUCAGCUACACUCAGUAGGACAGAACAGUAAGUGAGAUGUCAGCUGGAAUUUCGUACCUAUGGGAUCUAUAUUUGUUAUGCAGAAUGGAGGAUUAGUAAUAGAAUACUUCCCUCCUCAGUUUUGUACAAUUAAUAAAAGCUUUUCUUUUCUGAGGUCUGUGGCAUAGAUGUUAGAUCCUUUUUAACGCUCAGAUUCUAAGAAAGUUUUUAAUAGUUUGGCUGCAGAAGUAGUCCAGCAAACCUAAAGGUUUUGCUAUAAUUUAUUUCUCCCCUACAUUGCUUUUGAUUCAGUUUAGAACAGAAAAGUCAGUUAAAGCAGCUUGCAUACCUUUAAACAUAUUGUUAUGGAGUCAUCUUUUGUGUGUGUGUGUGUGGGGGGGGAAUAGUCUCCUACAUCUACUAGAAAAUGAAUCGAUGGGAAGGACAGAAGGUGUUAUGUGAAAAUACUUUUCCAUGUUCCUAUUCUGGAGAGGAAACUUGACCAUUUUAUACUACGGUUGCAGAAUAGAUAUAAACCAUUUUAAAUAAACAAUUUUUGUACAAAUUGUCCAUGCAUACAAAUUGUCAUACAAUGCGUACAAUGAACAAAUUGCCAAUGCACGUUAGAACAUUUGAAAAGCUUUUUCUAACUGUAGCUUGGUUGCAAAAUGCAGUUAUGAUUGCUGAUUAUUCAUGUUAAUUCUUGCCACAUGCAAUUGCAACAUGCAUCUUUAUUUGCAGUGUUUUGUCUGUCAGUACUCUCCGCAAAAUAUCAUCUUUUAUAAAUGACCCUUUAAACAGUUUUGAGGAGAAUGUCUGUGAUGUCACGUCUCAGCUAGAAUAAACUUUGAGUUGUUUAUUUUCAAGCAUUUUUUUUUAAAUAUCCCAGGUGUAUAUUGAAGAUUAUAGAGUUAUUCUAUGCUACAGCAAAAUGGCAGGGUUUGGUAUUAGGGUUUAAUUUUUAUUUUAUUAAAAAAAUAUAUGUUCCAUGUUUAAAUAACAUCUGUUCUUAUUUCCACUUUCAUCGCAGUAGAUAUGUUUCCUCAUAGCUUUGUAUCCAUUAUUGCUUCUGAUUUUAGCAGGUCCUUACAUAGCUGAAAUAUGCAAAAUUUAGGUGUAUUAUCUGGACUGAAUUAGUAGGUUCCAUUGAAUUUGAUGGGGUUUACUUAAACAUGCUUAGAAAUGGUGCUUUAUGGCAGUAUUUGGCGCAUGCCUAAAAGUAAUGCUGAAGUCCGAGGCUUCACAAUUUUCUUGGUAAGAUCCACAAUACUGUACUUGGACUAUAUCACUGACAGAAUACGGCCCUACCUUGGCAUCAGUGUUAUGCUGUCUUAAAUCUAUUUUGCACAGUAAUUUUAAAACUACCAGAUACCACCGCUUCACUCAUUUCUUGCAAAUCGGCCUGCUUUGCCACUUUCCUUCUAAAUGCAUUAUUAAAGUCCAGAGUUCUGGAAUAGCUGUUUUGCACGGUCAAUUCUUUUCUGAAGGAAAGAAAUAAACUGUAGUAGUUAACAAAAAAAAAUAGCAUUGAGAUAAGGAAGUCUUAUCUUGGGCUGUGGUUGCUCUGAACUGUGCUGCCUUCCCACACAAAGAGCAGAUUGUGGUUUAACUCUUUCCAUGGUGUAGCCCUCAAAGUGACAGAAAUCUUCAAAACACUACUGAUCACUUUACUUAAUGAUUCUUUUGCCACUUUGCUUCACUUUAUAUUGUAAUGAUUUUGAGUUUCAUACUAUCCAUUCUAUUUUAGUUCAUUUCCCUCUCUAUAGAAGGGGAAGGUUUAUGUUUAAAAAACCAAACCUGCAGUAAUUCUGAAGACCUCUGUUUUCUUUACUUCUAAAAAUGCAAGGCUUAGUAUACAGAACAUUAGGUAACAAAAAUACAAGCAUAGCUUUAUUUGUUCAGUACUAACUCCUUGGGUCGAAAACCAGCAGCUUGCACAAUCUAUGCAGUAAUUAUAAAAGCAAUAAAAUAUACUCAAUCUUUUAAUCUAAUGUGCACCUCCAUCCUAAAUAUAUAUUGUAUAUAAAAUAGUUCAUUUAGAUCAGUUUGACCUGCUUUCAAAUUUAACACGUGUUACUAUCAGUGUGUAUUAACAUUUUGCCCGCCUGAAAAAUACAGUUUGAAUUUCUAAGGGAACAAUUGUAGCAUCAGCAUUAUAUUCCUUGUAACAUGACUUCAACGUUUAGUUUGAAAGUACAUGGAGUGAUUUUUUUUUAAAUUAAAAAAAAAACCAGUUAAAAACAGUCUAAGAAGAAAAAAAUAACUUUAGAACCACUCAGAAAUGCAUAUACCAAAGGUUGGGAAGCAACAAUAGUGCUCUUAUUUUGGCACAGUUUUUUUUCAAAACCAUACAUUAACUUGCCAUGUGUGUUUAGGCUGUUUUGGUUACAAAAUAAUUACGUAUGUGACAGAAAGAAAUGUCUGUAAGAUGAAACCUUACGGUGAGCAUCUUCCACUUCACGAAGUAACAUAAUUGCCAAAAGUAAUGAAUAGAAUCUAAAUUGCAAUAAAUAUCAAAAUUAGGAAAAUAAUAUAUGAAUCUUUAGGAAUAGCCUGAUGAUAGGAAGAACUCUCUAGAACUAUAAAUAAAUAACACGUAUUUUAGAAAAGCAGGAUUUACCCAACGAUGCAGUGUUAAUGUCACUCUGCCACAGACAGCUGAAGCACAAAGAAUGCAAAGUUUGUGCCAAGUUGUCCAUUUUCAUUGUAUGCCUGAGAUAGAUUUUUUUUGGGGGGGGCACCCAAAUAGUUGCCACAUACUCGUGACCAGCUAACAAAUUAACUAACACUGUAAGGCAUUGAACCCCCCACAGUAGAGUGGAGCAAAAUUGCUGGGACAGCAAUAAUGAUGCGAUUUUAAUUCUUGAGUGCGUAAAGUUUUGUUUCACAAAGUUAUGAAAGGAAAGGUAGAUAAGCGGUGCAUAAAACUUAGGUGGUUUGGCUCUUGUUGUACAUCAUGUUCCUUUUUGCCUCCUUUCCUUAACUUUCCCAUGCUUUCCGAAGGCAUCAUCAGCGCUGGAAUGACCCUGUUUCAGCGCUGGAAUGUUGGGCGAUUGAUAAGAGAAAUGGAUCAAAUUUUAUGAGCGCAUGCUCUUUGCUGAGCUAUCGGUCUCUCGCUGACAGCGUGCUCCAAAAGUGGGAACUGUAUAGCACCGCACUUACCACACAUCUGCUUUGUGUUUCUGUGCCACGGGGAAAGAGAAAUGUGUGGUGCAAUUCACACCUACCUUCUUAAGGGUUCUGCUGGGAUGUCUUAGCAAAAAUGGUACUGUAGCUGGUCGCACAUCUGAACUGCAAAUGUUAGAAGCCACUUAUUGCUCUUAUUUUAAGAAGCAGUUAUAUUUGAGUUGUCAUUUGGGGGCCAAAGACGAAGGGCUCUGUGUGUGGGGGGGGGGGGCCGAAUCUGAUGCCAAAACUCCAUGCGAAUUCCAGAAAUUAAAUGUGGAAGUAUUUUUAGAGCAGUUACUUAUAAUUUUUUUGGAAGUUGAAACUGUGGUUAAAUAAAAUGAAAAGCGCCUAGUGCUCAUGGUAUUAAAGCCUUUUAUAUAUAUAUAUAUAUAUAUAUAUAUAUAUAUAUAUAUUCAUUUUUUACUUUAGAAAUGGGGGGGGGCUGUUGCUCUUGCCUUCACCAUGCAAACAGAACUGAUCUUUCAGUUUUUUCUCUCUCCCCCCUACCCGACCCUGUUUCUUCUCCUAACAGGAUGAAUUUCACCCAUUCAUUGAGGCACUUCUCCCACAUGUCCGUGCAAUCGCCUACACUUGGUUCAACCUUCAGGCUCGAAAACGCAAGUACUUUAAGAAACAUGAAAAGCGAAUGUCAAAGGACGAGGAAAGAGCAGUCAAGGAUGAGCUACUUAGUGAAAAGCCUGAAAUUAAACAGAAGUGGGCUUCCAGGCUUCUCGCCAAACUGCGCAAAGAUAUCCGCCAAGAGUACCGGGAGGAUUUUGUGCUAACUGUUACCGGGAAGAAGCACCCGUGCUGUGUGUUGUCCAAUCCUGACCAGAAGGGUAAGAUUAGGAGAAUCGACUGCCUGCGACAGGCAGACAAAGUCUGGCGUCUGGAUCUAGUCAUGGUGAUCCUCUUUAAAGGUAUCCCUUUGGAAAGUACGGACGGAGAGCGGCUCAUGAAAUCCCCCCAUUGCACAAAUCCAGCACUUUGUGUUCAGCCACAUCACAUAACAGUAUCAGUCAAGGAGCUUGAUUUGUUUCUGGCGUACUACGUGCAGGAUCAAGGUAGGUUACUUGCCUUGUAUGAAUAUGUUGAACCCCCUUUAGAUCUUUCUCCUUUAAGCCAAAGAAUAUGCAUAUAUAUUUCCCUGCAUACAUGUACACAGGUGUAUGCUAAUUUGCAUAUUUGUACAUUUAAGUGACAUGUAUUUCUGAGAAUGCAUGCCAAGCUUUUGUUCCAAAAGGGAAGUUCGAAAUAUUGGGGAAGCUUUCAGCGUGUGUUGCAGAGCAGAAGUUUUAAAAUGUUGGUAAAUCUAUUGAUACGAGCAAAUGAGCAAAAGCUAUAUGCACUUAUUUAAACAGAUUCAUAUCUGUUUAUAUCAAAUCUUGCCUCCUAUCUCUUUCAUGGUUUUAGCAAGGAAACGCUCUAACCCCUACAAAAAAGAUUUAGUUUUAGAGUAUGGCCUAUGUAGCAUCUGGAUAUUAAUAUGCACUAAGCGCUCGUUGUAUGAACAUUUCGUGUUGUUCAAGGCACAAUAGGUGUUCGUAGCUUGGUCUUCCUCCAAAUAUUUCUGCAAAUUAUAAUUUCCAUAACAUACACAAACUUUAAAAAUGUUGCUUCAAUAUGGAAAUGUGAAGUUACAUUAAAAUGUAACAAAACACAUAAGCAGUCACUAUCGGAACUGUUUGUAUACUUAGAUUAUUGCCUUCCAUUUUAUGUAUUUUCAGUAAUAAAUCCCAGGCAAAUGAAUGUUUUGUUUUCAAGUCAUACAACAAACAUGUUUCAAGAAGUGAACUUACAUCCCAUAAUGUUUGGAGUUGGUGGCUUUUUGCAUAAAUCGGCCUGGUGUUGGAAGGUAGUUAAAAGAAAGACAGGAGGUCAUAUUUUUGGUCCAAGUAUAAAAGAAGGGUAUGUUAUGUAACUUAAUGAUGAAAUUAAAAGUAAAACGGGUGGUGGUGGUUUGGCUUGUGAUUUUCACCUACAAUUUAAAAUACUUCGAAAGUUGAAUGUUCUGGUUCAGUUUACAUGAUUCCAUCCUUGUUUGCCAUGCUUAGUCCUAACUUCACAUGGAAUUGUUAUAUAAUAAAAUAUGACUACGUAUCUAUUUUAGGAUUAAUGUAUACUAAUGAAAAUACUUUCCUGUUCUCAUUUCUAGCAGUAAGAGACAUACAGAAUUAAGGGCCCCAAUUCAGAGCAACUUCAAUUGAUAAAAGUCUCACUGAAAUAACUGGACUUAAGUUACUACCAGUUUCAAUCCCAUUGGUUUCAAUGCGAUUUAAAGACAGUUAGCUUCCUUCCAGUUGCGGCCCAGCUGUUUUGCUGUGAUUUUCAUCUGAAAAUUAUGAUACAUGACUCUUAAGACUGCAAUCCUAUGCAGGGUUGCGAAAGGGUAAACACCUUUAGGAUUGUGCUGCAAAUUAAUCUUGAAAGAAGGAGGAAAUAAGCUAUGGUGUUUGCAUAUGCAUUUUGUUAUGUAUAUGCUAACACACAUGCAUUGUGUUAAAAAUGAAUUAUUAUUAUUUUUUGCACCUCAAAGUGUUUUUAAGGAAGGCUAUAACCAGGUGAUGUGCGCCUCAUGCACACCGGAAAGUCAAAUGCAGAUGAAAACAACGUAGCUAUAGCAUCUAUUGUACCUGUCUACCUGUUCUUCUUAAGAUGCUGUGCUUUGAAGUUGAUACAUAUUCCACUUGAACUGAGAGCAGGGCUGAGAUGGAGAACACCGUUUUGCUAGUGAUACCUAGUGGAUGUUUUCGGUUUUCGCUAAAUCAGCCUGAAUCAUGCAAUCAUUCCGAAUUUUUCAGUUACUGCGAAAAAUAACUGGAUGUAAAGUUGGUACAUAUCUUUGUACCAAGUCACCUUUGAGAGAACCUUCCAUUUAUUGCAUACUAUGCGUCCUCUUUGUAUGCUAUCAGGGUGUGCGUUUUUUUGUGGGAGAGGGUGAAAUCUGCUAAACGACUAGUAUUUCUAUGCUUGAAAUUAUAUGUCCUUGGCUGUUUUCCUUUAUAUAUAAAAAAGGAUUCUUUCCCUCCCCUUUAAAAAUGGUUCUCAGAAUAGUCCGCGCUCUCAGUCUCAUUUUUGUGUUUUGGCAGGCAAGGCACCAAGGGUUGCUAGGCUUGCAAGAGGUAGAAGCACAAUGUCAGUCAGAGUAAUGAUCUCUUUUAUAGCGGAUUGGUCUUCUAUUUUGGUAUAUGAAAAAUCUAUUUGGUAAUGCCUCAUCAAUAAGGCGUAGUAAUGUAAUCAGUUGUUGGACAAGGUGGGGGAUUUUAAAAGAAGGACAAAGUUCUUAAAUGAAUGAAAGGAUAAAAUAAGGCGCAUGUUUAAACGUUGGCGAAAAGCAUGUGGAAGAACAGUUUGAGUGCCAGUAAUGGUUGCCAGUGGCACCAGGAUUGGCAUCGGACCCUCUUUGUUUAGCCUAGAAUGCCUGUGAUUUGUUGGUUGGCAUCCGCAUUGCAGAGCAGAGAGCAAUGUUACAAUAUAUUGAGAAUUUCCUGAUCUAGAAAUGUCAGUCCUUUUUUUUGUGCUUUGACAAAGAGGAUUUCUUCUACUUGCUUCCCAGAUCUGUACUGGAAGAAGAAAUAUAGACCAGUCUAUCGAGUUUUUGUUGACAAGCUUUAUCUGACUCUCCUUCCCAGCCAUUCCUCUCAAAACUCUGCCUGUCUCUCCUUCACUUCCUUUUUCGUUGUUUUUUUUUGCUACGGGUCUACUCUUAGAAUUUGCAGGACACAAGCGAAAUUAAACGUUACUUGAUACGCUUGCUUGCGUUCGUACCACUUUUAUGGGGAAACAAAUUAGGAUAAAAUGAUUUCCUAGUCCACAGGUGUUCGAAACACGCAGCACAGAAUAAAUACUUUUUUAAAAAGGGAAGAAAGAAAGGUUUUCCUCCUUGUUCCAGUGUUUCUUGGAUUCAUCUUAGUGUUAAAUGUUGUGAAAGCUAUACAUCGCUUGAAGGAAACAGGUUUCGUGGGCUUGUUUCUGAUGUUUGGUUCAAGCUGUGUUUCAGUCCAUAAAAUCAUUUGGUAGUAUUUGAUUCAAUCAGUGCAGCUCUUGUGCUGUGUUCCGUUUCUACAAGAACCGCCAUUUUGUUUGUCAAGUGCCGGCAGAGUGGGGGAGGAUAAAGCAGACAAUGUGCUUGAUGCCAAUAAUGGUUGCCAGUGGCACCGAGGUUGGCAUCAAACCCUCUUUGUCUAGUUGCUGAAUGCCUUUGAUUCGUUGGUUGGCAUCUGCAUUGCAGUGGGCACAUUGGAAAGUUUUUUUGACAAUCGCUGAAUGAAAGCUGUUGUAUUUGUUUGCCGCAGUAGAACUUCAGAUAAUAGAAAUCCUUCGUCUAAUAGAUAACUUUUUUUUCCAGUUCUGUAGUAGCAGAUUGUUAAAGUUCCAAUUCUUUCUCCCCCGAAGCACACUUUUUUGUUUGUAUUUCUCUUCUACAGAAUUUAAUUCUUCCGUUGUCUGCUAUACUUUUGACACUCAAAAGACAUUGUAUGGCAUUAUUAUACAUACUGUAAGCUGUAUUGUACAGCUCGAAAUUAUGGAUGUGUUCAGUUUAUCUUUUGUUGUUCUGUGACCGAAAUAAAGUUUGAUACUGAUACUGAUCACUAAAAAGGCAAUAACAACAAUGACAUCAUCUAUCUAUCUAUCAUCUAUCUAUCUAUCUAUCUAUCUAUCUAUCUAUCUAUCUAUCUAUCUAUCUAUCUAUCUAUCUAUCAAUCUAAGCUUGUGUAGGUCUUGGUAUGUGUCACAUAAUUGCCACAUGUUUUUCAUUCUGGUUAUAUUACACUGUUCCUAUUUUCGCACAUUGUUUAAAAGUAAGAUAUUAAGAGAGUUGUGAAAAAGCUUUCAUUUCCAAACCAAGAAUUCAGCAGAAACUCACCAGACUUUCCAGCAAAUAGAUGCAGUUCUGUCAAGUGUGCUUACUUCUGAUGCACUUGAAUGUCCAGAUUUUAAAACAUCUAAAUACCUUUCUGUUUAGCUGCAUGGGUUGGCUACCGGAGACCAGUGAAAAGGCCAAGUCAUUUCUGUUGAUGUUUCCUAGAUGGUUAGCAUUAAUACUGUUUUCUGACUAACCACCAUUAUCUUGUUAAUUAGUAAGAUGGAUUAGCAGUUCUACCCAAAGGGCUGCACUAAAGGAAGUCUGGCUUGCAUGAGCCCCUGAAUCGCCAGACUGUGUCCUGUCUGGUAUUAAAAAAGGGAGGGGAAGAGGGUGAUUGCUGGAGGGGGGGGGGGAAUGGUGGACUAGGAACUGCUCUGUCCCUAGAAAAAAAAAGCAAGGACUGCACAUGAG
Molecule: messenger RNA, 11659 nt
Organism: Podarcis lilfordi (Lilford's wall lizard)
Lineage: Eukaryota; Metazoa; Chordata; Lepidosauria; Squamata; Lacertidae
Source: the annotation of a GenBank genome assembly